Drosophila persimilis is the source of this 6619-nucleotide messenger RNA. RefSeq names its product lysine-specific demethylase lid (gene Kdm5). Lineage: Eukaryota; Metazoa; Arthropoda; Insecta; Diptera; Drosophilidae. The transcript is spliced from 5 exons. Gene Ontology annotation, biological process: chromatin remodeling. Gene Ontology annotation, cellular component: nucleus. The record is from RefSeq and is a predicted model, not a curated record. Gene Ontology annotation, molecular function: histone demethylase activity; DNA binding. The coding region runs from base 333 to 6002 and encodes 1889 amino acids.
AGGAAUUAAAAAAAAUAAAUACAUAUUUAGUCAAGUUUGCAAGUGCUGUGCUGUGCUCGGUGGUUUUAUGGAACAUUCAGCUCUUUUUGCCAAGCGUGCGCGGUUAUUGCUACCUAUUUAUGACGACUGUGAGUUUUUCCCCAGCCUGUGCAAGUGCUUAAGUGUGUGUGCGUGCGUGAGUUUUUGAGAUUUACUGAUGGCUGAAAAUGUUUAAUUAGCAACGUAAAGCGAAUAAAAUGCAUACACUAACUUGAUACAGUCGAUAUACAUGAAGGAAGUUCAUCGAAAAAUAGACGAGCGUAAUAAUUUUACACUGAAAUCAGAUUAAAGCGAUGUCCGCCAAAAGCGAGGCGGACAAUACAACGGCCGCCAGCUCCGGCGGCGGUGGCAACAGUAGCAGCAGUGGCGGCGGCGGCGUCGGUGGAACGGGCAACACAUCCUCCUCGAAUGGAACCGCCACACCGGCUCGUCGUCUUCGCACACGCAACUCCACGGGCAAUGGUCCGGCGAGCGGCAGUGAAUCCGGCAAGAAAUCCAAUCCAAUCGAUGAACCCUCAACUCCAGCUGCUGCUUCUUCGGCCGCCAGUGGCCAUGGCCCAUCACCGGCUGCGGCAUCGGAGCGUCCCAUGCCGAGCGUUCCCAUGAAUCAUGCCAGCAGCAGUGUAUCGGCGAGCAGGAAGUACCACAACAGUUGUCCCCAUCCCACGCCCACAGUGCACAAGAAGACGGUGCACACGCAGCCGCACAGCACCAAUAAGUUUGAUCAGGGCAAGAACGAGGAGUUCCACUUUGAUACGCCGCCCGAGUGCCCCGUGUUUCGGCCCACGGUUGAGGAAUUCAAGAAUCCGCUGGCCUACAUCAGCAAAAUUCGUUCGAUAGCAGAGAAAUGUGGCAUUGCCAAGAUCCAGCCGCCGUCGACAUGGUCGCCACCGUUUGCCGUGGAUGUGGACAAGCUGCGUUUUGUGCCGCGUGUCCAGCGGCUGAACGAGCUGGAGGCCAAGACCAGGGUCAAGCUUAAUUUCCUGGAUCAAAUCGCAAAGUUUUGGGAGCUGCAAGGCUCCUCCCUCAAGAUCCCGAUGGUCGAGCGCAAGGCCCUCGACCUGUACACCCUCCAUCGCAUUGUCCACGAGGAGGGUGGCAUGGAGCAGACCACCAAGGAUCGCAAGUGGGCAAAGGUGGCCAAUCGUAUGCAAUAUCCAUCCAGCAAGAGUGUUGGAGCCACCCUCAAGAGCCACUACGAGCGCAUUCUCCAUCCCUUCGAAGUGUAUACCUCGGGCAAGGUUCUGGGCCCUGCUGCAGCCGCUGCCGCAGCAACAGGCAGCGGCACACCCACUCCCGUGAAGCUCGAAGAUGGGGGCACCGAGUACAAGGCCCACGAGAUAGCCACCCGUCAGCAGAUCGCGCCGCCCAACGAGACGAACACACGCCGCUCCAAGCGUUUUGGCAACUCUACUGCCAGCUGCGGCUUAACAGGCGCCGCAUCCGGUGGCAAGGAUGGGUGUCCGGGUGGUGUGGUCAUCAAAACAGAGACAAAGGAGGAUUUCAAACGCGAUCUUCUGAGCAGUUUCAAUGCCGUGCAAGGCAGUGGCACUCCUGUUGCUGGCGGCACUCCGGCUGGCCGCGGCGGCGCCAAGAAGACCAACAACGAACCAACGCCGGCAGCACCGCCACUCAUUGAUCCACUGAUGAAGUACAUUUGCCACAUCUGCAAUCGCGGAGAUGUGGAAGAGUCGAUGCUUCUGUGCGAUGGCUGCGACGACAGCUACCACACGUUCUGUCUGCUGCCGCCCUUGACCAGCAUACCCAAAGGUGAAUGGCUUUGUCCGCGCUGUGUCGUUGAGGAGGUGAGCAAGCCCCAGGAGGCCUUUGGCUUUGAGCAGGCCGAAAGGGAGUACACGCUGCAGCAGUUUGGCCAGAUGGCGGAUCAGUUCAAGCAGGAGUACUUCCGCAAGCCAGUGCAUUUGGUGCCCACCGAGUCGGUGGAGCGUGAAUUCUGGCGCAUUGUCUCCUCGAUCGAUGAGGAUGUGACCGUCGAGUAUGGCGCCGAUUUGCAUACAAUGGAUCACGGUUCGGGUUUCCCCACCAAGAGCUCGCUGUAUUUGUUGCCGGGGGAUCAGGAGUAUGCCGAGUCCAGCUGGAAUCUGAACAAUCUGCCGCUGCUCGAGGAUUCUAUUUUGGGGCACAUCAAUGCUGAUAUUAGUGGCAUGAAUGCCCCCUGGAUGUAUGUGGGCAUGUGCUUUGCCGCCUUCUGCUGGCACAACGAGGACCACUGGAGUUAUUCCAUCAAUUAUUUGCACUGGGGCGAGCCGAAGACCUGGUACGGCGUGCCCGGCUCUUGUGCCGAACAAUUUGAGGAGACCAUGAAGCGGGCAGCCCCCGAGCUGUUCUCCUCCCAGCCCGAUCUGCUCCACCAGCUGGUGACGAUCAUGAACCCGAAUAUAUUGAUGAACAACAGGGUGCCGGUCUUUCGCACCGAUCAGCAUGCCGGCGAGUUUGUCAUCACCUUUCCGCGGGCCUAUCAUGCGGGCUUCAAUCAGGGCUAUAACUUUGCCGAGGCGGUUAAUUUUGCGCCCGCCGAUUGGCUAAAGAUGGGCCGUGAAUGUGUCAAUCAUUAUUCCAUGCUGCGUCGCUUCUGUGUCUUCUCCCACGACGAGCUGGUGUGCAAAAUGGCCUUGGAGCCGGCCAAACUGACGUUCGGGAUAGCCACCGCCUGUUACAUCGACAUGGCCGAAAUGGUGGACACCGAAAAGAAGCUGCGCAAGUCCCUACUGGAGUGGGGCGUAACGCGUGCCGAGCGUCGCGCUUUCGAGCUGGUUAACGAUGACGAGCGGCACUGUCAGGAGUGCAACACCACGUGUUUCCUUUCGGCAGUGGCCUGCGAGUGCAACGACAAGCUGAUUGUUUGUCUGCGCCACUACACCGUCCUCUGUGGCUGUGCCCCGGAGAAGCAUACACUCAUCUAUCGCUACACCCUCGAUGAGAUGCCACUGAUGCUGCAAAAACUAAAAGUCAAGGCGCACAGCUUUGAGCGUUGGCUGUCGCGUUGCCGGGACAUUGUGGAUGCGCACACACCCACCUCGGUGACACUCACCGAGCUCCAGGAUCUGUGCAAGGAGGCGGAGACCAAAAAGUUUCCAUCUUCGUUGCUGAUUGAUCGCCUGAAUGCAGCGGCCAUCGAAGCAGAGAAAUGCGUCACAGUCAUCCAGCAACUGGGCAUCAAUAAGGUACGCACUCGGUCGGAUCACAACCAGGAAGCAGCCCAAUACAAGCUGACUAUGGAAGAGCUCGAGCUGUUUGUCCAGGAAAUUGAUAAUCUGUGCUGCAUCAUCGACGAGGGGACCUCGGUGCGGGAGCUGCUCGUUUUGGGCAAGCAAUUUGUGGACCGUGCGGAGGCGCAGCUGCAGCUAACGCUGGAAGCGCUCGAGGAGAACGAACUGGAGACUCUGAUCAGUGAGGGCAGCUCCCUGAGGAUUGAAUUGCAGCAGCUGGAUCUCCUCCAGAAGCGUCUGAAACAGUGCAAGUGGUACAAACGCUCGCAGGGAUUGAGGGAGACCAGCUCCAAGCUGACGUAUCAGGAUGUAAAGAACCUCCUGCAUAUGGCAGCGGCAGAUUUGGAUCCCACAGAUCCCUAUGUGGACAAGGAGAUGCGCAAGCUGCAGCAGAUCGGGGCGGACAUAGAAUCGUGGGAAUCGCAGGCGGCCAAGUACUUCCGCAGAUUAACGCAACAGCACGAACUGGCGGAAAUUGAGCAGUUCUUAAAGUCCGCUAGCGAGAUUAGCGGCCAGGUUCCAUCCCACAGUCUGCUGAAGGACGCCCUGCGCAAAGCGAGGGAGUGGCUGCGGGCCGUGGAACAGCUACAGCAGAACAAUCAUGUCACCUACUGUCACACGCUGGAGAAUAUGAUUGAGCGGGGGCUGAAUAUACCCAUCCAGUUGGAGGAGCUCAGCCGCAUGCAGGGCCAUCUGUACAGCGCCAAUCAGUGGAAGGAUAAUACUGCGUGCGCAUUUCUGAAGAAGGGCACCUUCUAUACGUUGCUCGAGGUGCUGAUGCCUCGGUCGGAUGCCAUCAACAUUGACUCGGAUCUCAAGCCGCGCUUCCAGGAUGACUUUCUGAAGGAGAAGAAUCCGGCGGAGAUUGUCGACAGUUUCAAGCAUGCCGAGGAGCAGGAGCUGCUUGAUAUGCGCGACCUGCGGCGACAGAACAUGACCAAGAACCCCCUGCGGGACAUGUUCUGUCUGUGCAAAGCCGAGUUCCGUGGCCUCAUGUACAAUUGUCAGUUGUGCCGCGAUUGGUUCCACGAGGACUGUGUGCCACCGCCACCGUCGGCAUCGAGUCAGAACGGCUUGCUGAAUGGAGGAGGAGGAGGAGGUGGAGGCGCCGGAAUGGUGCCGCCCACGAAUCGGCCCAAGUGGCUGUGCCCCAGCUGUGUGCGCUCGAAGCGGCCACGCCUGGAGACCAUCCUUCCACUGCUCGUCCAGCUGCAGCAGUUGCCUAUCCGUCUGCCAGAGGAUGAGGCUUUGCGUUGUUUGGCGGAGCGUGCCAUGAACUGGCAGGACAGGGCCCGCAAGGCGCUCAGCAGCCCCGAUGUGAGUGCGGCCCAGGAGGCGAUCCUUGCUCAACAGCAAAAGCGUCGCUCGGAGGGUGGUGGCAUCGGUGGAGGUGUUGUGGGCAACAUCAACAGUCCGCGCAAGCCCCGUCGUCGUGGCAGCAUGGCCAAGGAGGCCAGCGGGUCCACAGAGUCGGAUGCCGAUGAUGAUGACGAUGAUGACGAGUGCCGUCUACGGAUCGUCGAGGACGGCUUUAGUAACGAUGAGGAUGAGCUGCCCCGCCCUGCAACGAACACCGAAUCAAAUACCGAUCUCCUCAAGCUGCUGUCCGAUAGCGAAAUUGAGAAUCUACUAGAUCUAAUGAUGGAGGGGGAUCUCCUCGAGGUCUCACUCGACGAGACGCUCGAGCUGUGGCGCAUACUGGAGACCAUGCCGCCGACAAUGCUGCAAGCGGAAGCCAAUAGCCGUGUGGCGCAGUACUUGCAGCGCCAGCGACAGCAACCGACAUCUCUGCCGCCCACAUCCUCCAGCAUUCACUCCGGCGCCGAGGACUCCAACGACAGCCUCCUGGUACAGAACAGUCCCAACAGCAACAGCAAUAAUAGCAGCACGACGGCAACAAACACUCCCAACAACGGACGCAACAAGAAGAGGCGUUCGAAUGAUGCCAGCGGCAAUGCGGCUGUACCUCGAAAGAAACAGAACACGCCCAAGCAGACGCCCAGCAAGAAGAACGCAGGCGGAGGAGCGGCUGCCAAUCGUAAGAGUGACGCCAAGACGACGCCCGCAGCAGCGGCGGCGGCAACGACACCUGGAGCGGAUGCCGAUGCAGAAAAUAAGCAGGCGAAUGGCGGCAAUACCAACUCAAAUAUAUCGCCCAUUGCGGCUGGAGUAGGCAGCGGUUCGACCACACCCACGCCCACAGCCACGCCUGGUUCGGCGCACAAGAAACGUAAGCGCACUUCCACCAAUAACAACAGUAGCAACAACAACAACAACAACAAUAGCAACAGCAGCAACACCAACAACACCAAUAGCAACACCAACAACAACAGCACGAGCACUCCUAGUGGAACACAGGCAACGACACCGACAGCAACCCCAACGGGUGGUGGCGGUGGAGGUGGCGGUCAGAAGAAGCACGCCCAGCGCAACCAACAGGCAGCGCAGGAGGAUGACGAGGAGGAAUGCAGGGCGGAGAACUGCCACAAGCCGACGGGACGGGAGGUGGACUGGGUGCAGUGCGACGGGGGGUGCAACGAGUGGUUUCACAUGUACUGUGUGGGUCUCAAUCGCAGCCAGAUCAAGGCCGACGACGAUUACAUUUGUAUACGCUGCACGAAGACCGUCACCGUGGCGGUGAGCAGUAGUAGUAGUAGUAAUCAUGGAAUGGGAGCGACAACGACGACGAUGGCGACGACGGGCAAGCAGCGGGCAGUGCAAUCGGCGCGGUAGAGAGAGGAUCAUCUAGAUGAUAGAAAAAGGAAGAUAUUGGAUUUGCAAGCAACAGCCGUUUUGUGUUUUACGCAUGAUUUAAUGAGAAAGAACUAGUACUACUACUACUACUACUACUACAAUACACUACACACACCCCAUUUACUAAGUUUAGUAAAAGUCACUUGAAAUGAGAUAGUUUUUGUAGUACAUAUUUACUAAUUAUUGCUAUAAUUAGGCAUCCGAAAACGUAAAACACACAUCCACACACACACACACAACAAAGAGAAACAAUUGCAGAAACCCACGAAAAAAGAUAACAAGAAAACAAACAUUUAUAAUUACAAGAAUUAAAAUGUAAGCGAAAGUACACACACACACACACCAACACCAACACCAACAUACACUCUUGUAAAAUGCAGAAUCGCGAUUUUGUUUUUGUAUAAUCGAGACCCAUUUUUUCACGUUCGUUAAACGUUCUAUUAAUAUUAAUAUUAUUAUUUUUAUGAUAUGAUAUGAUACCAUUACCUGCUAUUCAUAGUUUUUGUUAAUUUAAUUUCACUUUUUUGUGUUCGCCUUUGAAUUUUUGUGUACAAUGCGCGCGCCGUUGAGUUUUUUAAUUUAAAUAUUAUCAUUAU